GUUCUAGCAAUAAAAAUGUCCUGGAAAAGCACCCUAACUCUUAAAAAAAAGAAAAACAACCGAGAACAUUUAAGCGGCGAUGGCUGGCCCUGGCAGGAGCCGCCUCUCUGGAGGCUCCAUCCUGCACAGAGGGACCCGGAGCCUGGAUGCCGCGGGAGAGGAGGACCCGGAAGCCCGGCCCGGCUGGGCGCGGGGCGGGCGCGGUGUCCCAGCAACCGCGGAACGCGUCUUAGCGAUGGAAGCGCCCGGCGGCGGCGGCGGCGGCGGCGGCGGCGACCUCCUUCUCGCUCUCGCCGCUGGGCUUUCGGCUCCUCCGCCAGGCACCUGGCAGUUCGGGGGCCGCACGCGGAGUCGCCACCUCCACAGCACGUCGAGAGCUAUCUGCAGCACAGAGCUGGAGAAGGUUCCAGAGAAAGGGAUGCCGGCAUGGCCCAGGACCAGAGGAGUUACAGUGCUAACCAUGGUGAUUUCCUGGAGUCCAAGGCUGGCUGUGCCAGUACAGCCCUCUCUGUCCGGAGGGCCAACUCCUCAUCUUCUGUUGGAACAGGUGCAGGUGUCAGCAUCCACAGAGUGUGUGCUCAGCUAGACAUUGUGGCAAAUUUGGAUCAGACAUCCUCCUCCUCGCAUUCGGAUCACUCUGAAAUGUCUCCGACUGAGGGCCAAAAGGAGAACCAUCCCGAGGAGUUCAGCCUGCUCAAGUUGCAGACAAAGGAUGGGCAGCGACCAGAGUGGACGUUUUACCCCAGGUUUAGCAGCAACAUCCACACGUACCACGUGGGAAAGCAGUGCUUGUUCAACGGGGUCUUCCUUGGCAACCGGAGGUCGCUAUCAGAGAGGACGGUGGACACGUGCCUCGGGAGAAAGAAAUACGAUAUUGAUUCCAGGAAUGGAAUCCCCAAGUUGACUCCAGGGGAUAAUCCAUACAUGUCCCCAGAACAGAGUAAAGACUUCCACAAAGCCGGAUCAACUCUUCCACCAGUGAACUUUUCAAUAGUGCCUUACGUAAAGAAAUUUGAUACCUUUAUUCCACUUGAGCCUCUUCCACAAUCUCCCAACUUGCCCUUCUGGGUGAAGGAGAAGGCCAACAACCUGAGGAAUGAGAUAACAGAAGUUGAGGAGCUCAACAAGUGGCAGCCAGCGGUGUCCUUGGCCAACAGUUUAUUUGCUUCUGGUGGGUUAAAGAACCUUCCAGAAAUACCAGAAAAACUGGAUGAGUGCAGAAAAGCAGGUCUUUGAGAGGUUUUGCAAUGCUGAGGAGAGAAUGUGAGGCCUCUCUGGGGUGGAUGCAUCAUCUGCCUCGAGCUGGUCCCUUGGGCAGGGGCCAUGGCUGUGCAUCCAGGCUCAAAGAUGUUGUUAGAGAACUCCUAGUCUUGUGGUGGAACACAUCGCAACUCUGUGCCUCUACCCACAGGUGCUUUGGACUUUCCAAGACAAUCCUGAGUCUCAGCAGGUCCUGCAAGGAUGUACUGAGCACAUCCGGCUAGCCUCCUGCAGUUGAUGGUUUUUGACAGUCUGACCAUUGGAAAUUAAAAGUUUGAUUCUAAA
Oryctolagus cuniculus (rabbit) is the source of this 1545-nucleotide messenger RNA. Lineage: Eukaryota; Metazoa; Chordata; Mammalia; Lagomorpha; Leporidae. The record is from RefSeq and is a predicted model, not a curated record.